Molecule: messenger RNA, 1423 nt
Organism: Serpula lacrymans var. lacrymans S7.9
Lineage: Eukaryota; Fungi; Basidiomycota; Agaricomycetes; Boletales; Serpulaceae
Exons: 16
Coding region: 204-1178 (324 amino acids)
Source: RefSeq, a predicted model, not a curated record
GCGCCUUUUCCUCGCCCUUUUCAAUCACUUUCUUCGUUCCUCGUCCCCACGUCCUCACGCCCUCACGCCCUCCGAGUUAAAUCUUUCUCGGUCACGCAUCAAGUCUCUUUUCUUUGGCAGGCACAUCAACUCGAUUCAGUGACCAUACCUCGGGCUGAGAGCACCACGUCCGCCCACAUCAUCUUUGCAAGCCGUUCGAAAUAAUGGGUUUAUUCGACUUGACCCUUGGCCCCAUCCUCAUGGGGUCCAUGAUGAAUGUUCUUCUUCUGGGCGUCAUGAUAAUGCAAUCUUACAUUUAUUUUGAACGCUAUAAAAAUGAUAAGACGUGGUUGAAGGCUGUGGUCUGCCUUCUUCUUGUUCUAGAUUCUUUGAGUGCUGCAUUCGCUAUGGACAUGACGUACAACUAUCUUGUGACGAACUUUGCCAACCUUGAGGCUAUUCAAAUUACCAACUUAGGAAUCACUCCUUAUCCACUCCUCACAGGAAUAACGGCAUUUGUCGUACAAAAUUUCUUCGCGUGGAGGAUCAGAUUGCUCACUGGAAACAAAUUUUUGGCAUAUUCCGUUUGUGCGCUUUCCACCGUUCAACUCCUUGCAAGCAUCGGCACGAUGAUUGGUGGGAUUAUUGUCAAGUAUUUCAUUGAUUUGGAAAAGGUCAAACAGGUGUCUCUGAUCUGGUUGCUGGGCUCGGUGGUUACGGACGCUAUCAUCACUGUUACUCUUGUGUGGUACCUCCGGGCACACCGUACCGGCUUUGCCUCAACUGACCAUCUUACUGGACGCAUUAUUCGAAUGACGGUGCAGACUGGUCUGCUCACCACAACAUGCGCUUUGGGUGUGGUCAUUGCAUAUUUAGUUUCUACGAACACGACGAUGCACUUGGCAUUCGGCUUGCCGUUGUCCAAGCUGUAUACUAACUCUCUCAUGUCCUCACUCAAUGCUCGCAAAGCUUGGAAUCCUGCGGGGUACACGGCAGAAAUAUCUGGAUCGAGGACUGGUAUCAAUUCACAGUUUACACAUGGUCGUGUGUAUAGUGCCGGUAAUGGAUUCGUUGCCCACGUGAGUCGACCCACCACGCACACAUUAUACCCCCUUCCCUCGCUAGACUCGCUGACUAACCUGGUGGUCACCUUCUCCACAGAACCCAAGCCCGGUAGACGACGACCCGACUCUGGAUAAUCACGAACUGGAGUUCAGGAAGAACGAUGCUCUGUCGACCAACUCGGCGAACAAAGUUCCAUUCUUGGUGUAAUAUAUCUUUUUUGAUACCUCUGAUACCUUUGACGUAAAACGCCAGGUUUUACUGUACCUAGUGGAGCGUCCUUCACCUACGUUGUACUAUGCUUUUAUCUCUCGCUCUGCAGGUCCUUUGCCUGUUUCUUGCAUUUACGAUAACUAAUCUAUUCACUCACAUUACUAUGGAC